AAGCAGGAGUCUCCUUCAAGAAGUGAAAAAACGUGUCACGCUGCUUUUGUUCAAUCAUUUAAAGAAAAAUAAGCGAACUGUUGUAAAGUAGUGAAUAGUUGAAUCAACCGGCAUACAAUAUAUUCUUGACGAAAAAGCAGACGACUGCAGGGAAAAAUGUCCGUCUCUGAUAAGCAGAAAAUGAUUGAAAUCCUACAAGAAUCGGAACGGAUCGGUGACCAAAUACUGAUGCGCAAACAAGAGUUGAUUGCACUCGAUAAGCGUCGCCAGGAAACCCGGGAGGCUAGUCGUGUCAUAAGAACCAACUUUCCCAAAGAUGAUGCCAAAGUUUGGAUCACAGUGGGAUCCAUGCUGAUGAAGAUGAAGCGGCCGAAAGCGCUGGAGCUUCUAGCGAAAGAUGCAGAACAAAUUGAAAAAGAGAUUAAUCGGAUACGAGCCGAACAAAAAGUUCUGGUCAGCAAACAACGUGAUCUGGAACAUGACACUCCCUUGAGGGGCUUCGAUUUGAAACCUCUGAGUAGUGAAGAGAUCUCCGCCCUAAGAGCUAAUACUUAGCUGCCAAACAAUUCAAUCCAACUUUUAAGAAUUAAAGCUAAUUUAAGAGAUUUAUUUGCAUUGAA
Malaya genurostris is the source of this 620-nucleotide messenger RNA. RefSeq lists its product as uncharacterized. The record is from RefSeq and is a predicted model, not a curated record. NCBI's taxonomy places the organism in Eukaryota, Metazoa, Arthropoda, Insecta, Diptera, Culicidae. The transcript is spliced from 2 exons. Gene Ontology annotation, biological process: protein folding. Gene Ontology annotation, cellular component: prefoldin complex. Bases 157 to 555 code for a protein of 132 amino acids.